Pyrus x bretschneideri (Chinese white pear) is the source of this 1459-nucleotide messenger RNA. RefSeq names its product myb family transcription factor PHL7-like. Gene Ontology annotation, molecular function: DNA binding; DNA-binding transcription factor activity. NCBI's taxonomy places the organism in Eukaryota, Viridiplantae, Streptophyta, Magnoliopsida, Rosales, Rosaceae. The record is from RefSeq and is a predicted model, not a curated record. Bases 318 to 1238 code for a protein of 306 amino acids. The transcript has 7 exons.
UCCCUUUCUUACGACCAGAGAUCAAACCAUCUAUCUCUGAGAAAAAGAGUCAUUUUUUCCAAAACUUAGACCUCCUUCCUUGUUCUGAAUUCUUUUGAAUUACUACUACCACACACAGAGGCGACACACGCAGAGGAGAGGUGAGGAGAGGAGAGAUCAAAGUUGGGAAAUUGGAAUAUGAUGGAGGAGACUAGAUCCGUCGUCCGAGUUGGGUAAAUAAAUGGCAAAUGUAUCCACUAAAGGAUGUUCCUAGUUCAGGCUUAGUCUGCAACAACUUUGUUGUUCAUGGUUAACAGUUUGACAGUGUCAUCAACACAAUGGAUCUCGUCAGUGGAGGAAACAGUCUCAACAAUCCUAACCUUGCCUCAAAACAGCGAUUGCGUUGGACACACGAGCUUCAUGAACGCUUUGUUGAUGCUGUGGCACAACUUGGUGGCCCAGAUCGUGCGACGCCUAAAGGUGUGUUGAGAGUGAUGGGUGUACAAGGUUUAACCAUAUACCAUGUAAAAAGCCAUUUACAGAAAUAUCGACUUGCAAAAUACCUACCAGACUCCUCAUCUGAUGGGAAAAAAGCUGACAAGAAAGAACCUGGGGAUGUGCUUUCCAAUUUGGAUGGUUCAUCUGGAAUGCAAAUCACAGAAGCACUCAAGCUGCAGAUGGAGGUGCAGAAACGACUACAUGAGCAAUUAGAGGUACAGAGACAGCUACAGUUACGGAUAGAAGCCCAAGGUAAAUACUUGAAGAAAAUUAUUGAAGAGCAGCAGCGACUUAGUGGAGUUCUUUCAGAAGCACCUGGCUCUGGGCACUUAGCUCGUUUGUCAAGUGACAAUUGCCCAGAAUCUGACAACAAGACUGAUCCUGCAACUCCUGCCCCGACCUCAGAGUGCCCCCUCCAAGACAAGGCCGCCAAGGAAUGUGUGCCAGCCAAGAGCAUUUCCAUUGAUGAAUCUUUCUCAUCGCAUCGUGAACCCUUAACUCCAGAUUCUGGUUGUCAUGUUGGUUCUCCAGCUGAGAGUCCAAAAGUAGAGAGGUUGACAAAGAAGCGACGGGUUAACAUAGGUGAAGCAUUCACUGAUCCAGAAGCUGUGCUUACACACCAGAUACUAGAGUCGAGCUUAAACUCUUCCUACCAGCAAGGACAUACAGCUUUCCUGCCUAGGGAGCAGUUUCAUCCCUCAUCCGGGAUUUCAUUCAGGAAUGAAAAUCAAUUGGAAAAAGAUGCAGGCAGUGACAUGUAGCUUAGUAUUAUUGAGUUUUGAAUUUGCCUUUGAGUUUCCUUGGGAGAUAUGUCUCGACUCUAAUCAAGUGAAAGAAUGUUGCUAAUUACAGGUGUGCACAUUAAUCAGGUUCAAGCUUCUAGCACAUCAGUGAACUCUGUGCCUUAUUUAGAUGGAGUGCAUUGAUGUGAUCAACGGUUGGAAUUAGUAACUCUACUGCAAUACGAUUACUAUUUACUUCA